Messenger RNA from Doryrhamphus excisus (bluestripe pipefish), 870 nucleotides. The record is from RefSeq and is a predicted model, not a curated record. Lineage: Eukaryota; Metazoa; Chordata; Actinopteri; Syngnathiformes; Syngnathidae.
UGUUUUCUUUUAUAUUAACAGUUGCAAAUAUGAUAUAUAUUUUACAUUAUAUUACUACUGCACUAUAAGGUGACGAGAUGCAGUACUACUACUAAUCAUAAUGAUGAUGAUGAUGAGUCCAGGUCUUCCUGCAGGUUUAAAUGGCUCUUGUGAGCAACAUGGUUGUGGUUCUGCUGCUGGCGUGUUUGUGCCAGCAGUUGGCGCUGGUGAGCGGCCACAAGCCCGCACAAACAGCAGACCAGCUGAGAGGCCAGAACGGGGACAAGAAGGAGACCAAAGCGUCCUUGCGUCCUUUAAAGGUGAGGCUGGUGGGCAAGGACAAGCGGGGGUGCAAUUGGGCGGCGGCGGGUGAGGAGCAGGUCACCCUGAUGGUCACCUGCACCCGGCGGGGGGGAGUCACCUUCAGCUGCCAGUAUGCGGCGACGCCGUCGUCGUGUCCUCAGUACGCGUCCAAUGUCGGACUGUACUGGAAGCAGAUCGGACGACGACUCAAGCGGCAUCGAGGUUUGUGUCGGGAGGGCGGAGCCCCGCUCAGGGCGAGGGUGUGCAAGGGCGCGCCCCGGGAUGCUGACUUUAGAUUGAGAGUGGUACAGAACACCCCCACGGAGGCCGCUCCCACCACCUCAUCAGUGAAGUCCUGCAUCCCUGAGAACAGGAAGCUGGCCCAGGAGUACUGCAGAGAAUCCUGGUCCAGUUUUUGCACCUUCCUUUUUACGAUGGUGCAAGGAGACGCUUGCAGGAAGUAGUCUGCUAACUCUAAGAGGUCUCUUCCUACCAAUAAAACAUCUCAUGGUGGCCAUGGAGGACUUUGGUACAGUACUGGGAUUUCCUCUAUUACCAUGAUACCCUAAAUUAAACAUUAUUAUUUCA